Messenger RNA from Cinclus cinclus, 3343 nucleotides. It is a transcript of the gene MCTP1, whose product is annotated as multiple C2 and transmembrane domain containing 1. Gene Ontology annotation, cellular component: synaptic vesicle membrane. The record is from RefSeq and is a predicted model, not a curated record. Gene Ontology annotation, molecular function: calcium ion binding. The coding region runs from base 107 to 3343 and encodes 1078 amino acids. Lineage: Eukaryota; Metazoa; Chordata; Aves; Passeriformes; Cinclidae. Gene Ontology annotation, biological process: regulation of neurotransmitter secretion. The transcript has 21 exons.
GAGGAAAUCCCACUGAACCUUUCCUCCACGAAGUUACCGCAGGUCGCGGAUAACACCUGAUGGCUACGGAGCCGGCUCACGUUCCCACCUUCACCCAGGGACCAGGAUGCUUCCCGGCCCCACGGAGACUGCAGUACCGGGGUGCUCACAGUCCGCCACCGCGGCCUCCGGGCCGUGCGCCCUCCCAGCAUCCCGCACGGGGAGGCCGUCUGUCCUGCAGGAAACAGGUGGGGUGGUGGGCAGGGCAAGCCCCCUCCCGCCACGUCCUCAUGUAGAUUGCUGCAUGUACCUACAUGCGAGCCGCCGCUCCCCCUGCACCUCGCCGGUAACUUUUUUUGCCAGGUUUAGCACCGCCCUCAGCCACCGAGGGACCACCCAGGGUUGUGGGCUUAGGGUGGCAAACUUUCUGCCCAGAUGGGCUAGGGUGGCAGAUUCGUCCUUCCUUUAUCUUCAGCAUCACGGCUGUAGCACCAUCCUCCCUCGGGCGCGCCACGCUGAGCGGGGGCGGCGCGGCGGAGCCCUGCGCUCGUUCCGGCAGCGAGCGCCGCUCCGUUUCGGCCCGCCCCGCACCGGAGAGAGGGCGACGGGCUCCGGCGGGCUCUGCUGCGGCUGCUGCUGCUGCUGUUGUCGCCGCUCCAAACGCUGGAAGAGAAGGAUGGAGCCGGGCAAGGAACCCCGAGUGACCACAGGGGAGAAGCCGAACGAACCAGAGCCGGCGACUUCCUUCCAGGCCCGACUGUGGAAGAACCUGCAGCUGGGGGGCAAGGGCCGGAGCGGCGGCGGGCGGGCAGCUGCCGAGCGCCGCACUGCGGAGCCCCUCGCCCCGCCGGCGGCGGCCGGCGGCAAGUGGAGCGGCUUCAAGCGGCGGCGGCAAGUGCUAGACCGCGUCUUUUCGUCCUCCCAGCCCAAUCUAUGCUGCUCGGCCGCCGAGCCGCUGGAGCCGGCCGGCGAGUCCGGCUCCGCCCUGCGCCGCCUGCGGGAGCACCUGCUUCCCCAAGGCAAGGGGCCGCCGCCCGGCCGCCGCCCGGAGCCCGCCGCCGGCUGUGAGGGGCCGGCGGGCGGCAGGGAGGGGCGCCGGCCCGGGGCGCACCUGUCCCACCAGAAGAGCUCCUCGCUGCCCAGCACCGCCUGCUUGGAGCAGCUGCUGCAGGGCUCGCCCACCGCCGGCAGGAUCCAGGACCAGCGGACGGAGGACGGCGACAGCAGCGCGAGAACAAAUCCAUUAGGAACUAGUAAUGCAGAUUUCCCCUCUGGGGACCCCGGAAUGUACCAGUUGGACGUUACUCUAAGAAGAGGACAGAAUCUGGCUGCACGGGACCGUGGAGGAACAAGUGAUCCAUAUGUCAAGUUCAAACUUGGAGGAAAAGAAGUAUUUAGAAGUAAAACAGUAUACAAGAAUCUUAAUCCUGUGUGGGAAGAAAAAGCUUACAUUCUUACAGAUAACCUAAGAGAACCAUUGUAUAUAAAGGUAUUUGAUUAUGACUUUGGACUUCAAGAUGACUUCAUUGGUUCGGCAUUUUUGGAUCUCACUUCAUUGGAAUUAAAUAGGCAAACAGAUGUUACCUUGAGUCUGAAGGAUCCUCAUUACCCUGACCAUGAUCUGGGAAGUAUAUUCCUGUCAAUUCUGUUGGCUCCAGGAGACCAGCGAGAAACGACAAUGCUAAUGAGGAAGAGUUGGAAAAGAUCAAGUAAGUUUCAGACCCAGAGCUUACGUCUCUCAGACCUGCACAGAAAGUCUCAGUUAUGGAGAGGGAUAGUUAGUGUUACCUUAAUAGAAGGUUGUGAACUUAAAGCAAUGGAUGCAAAUGGGCUCAGUGAUCCUUAUGUGAAGUUUCGUUUGGGGCAUCAGAAGUACAAAAGCAAGAUUGUUCCAAAAACUUUGAAUCCUCAGUGGAGGGAGCAGUUUGACUUUCAUCUGUAUGAUGAACGAGGUGGAAUUAUUGAUAUUACCGUGUGGGACAAAGAUGUUGGCAAAAAGGAUGAUUUCAUUGGCAGGUGCCAGAUUGACCUGUCAACCCUGAGUAAAGAGCAAACCCACAAGUUGGAAAUACCACUAGAGGAAGGAGAGGGAUACCUGGUGUUGCUGGUCACUCUCACAGCCUCAGCAGCAGUCACCAUCUCUGACCUCUCCAUCAACUCCCUGGAGGACCAGAAGGAGCGAGAGGAGAUACUGAAGAGAUAUAGUCCAAUGAUGAUGUUCCAUAACAUCAGCGAUGUGGGAUUUCUUCAGGUGAAGGUCAUCAGGGCAGAAGCAUUGAUGGCAGCUGAUGUCACAGGUAAAAGUGACCCAUUUUGUGUAGUUGAAUUGAACAAUGACAGACUGCUGACACAUACUGUCUACAGGAACCUCAAUCCAGAAUGGAACAAAAUCUUCACAUUCAAUAUAAAGGACAUCCACUCAGUGCUUGAAGUGACAGUUUACGACGAAGACCGCGAUCGAAGUGCUGACUUUCUAGGCAAAGUUGCUAUACCACUGCUGUCUAUUCAAAAUGGUGAACAGAAAGCCUACGUCUUGAAAAACAAGCAGCUGACAGGGCCAACAAAGGGGGUCAUCUAUCUUGAAAUAGAUGUGAUUUUUAAUGCUGUGAAAGCCAGCAUACGAACCUUAAUGCCCAAAGAACAGAAGUACAUUGAAGAGGAAGACAGACUGUCUAAACAGCUACUGUUAAGGAACUUCAUCCGGAUGAAGCAUUGUAUCAUGGCGCUCGUUACUGCUGUUUGCUAUAUUAGCAGUUGUUUUGACUGGGAUUCUCCACCAAGAAGUCUAGCUGCUUUUUUGCUUUUUCUUUUUGUGGUCUGGAACUUUGAGCUCUAUAUGAUACCACUGGCUUUGUUGUUGCUGCUGGCAUGGAACUACUUCUUGAUCAUAUCGGGAAAAGAUAACAGGCAACAUGAUACAGUAGUGGAGGACAUGCUAGAGGACGAGGAAGAAGAGGAUGACAGAGAUGACAAGGACAGUGAAAAGAAAGGAUUUAUGAAUAGACUCUAUGCCAUCCAGGAGGUGUGUGUCACUGUCCAGAAUAUCCUAGAUGAAAUUGCUUCCUUUGGUGAAAGGAUCAAGAAUACAUUCAACUGGACUGUUCCAUUCCUGAGCUGGCUGGCAAUUGUUGCCCUCUCUGUGUUCACAGUCCUCCUCUAUUUCAUUCCACUGAGAUACAUUGUCCUUGUCUGGGGCAUCAAUAAAUUUACAAAGAAGAUUCGAAAUCCAUAUGCAAUUGAUAACAAUGAGCUACUUGACUUUCUGUCCAGAGUCCCUUCUGAUGUGCAAGUGAUGCAAUACCAUGAACUGAAACAAGAUCCUACUCACAGCCCAAGCAAGAGAAAGAAAAACAAUCCUGCCUAG